Molecule: messenger RNA, 890 nt
Organism: Aspergillus ochraceoroseus IBT 24754
Lineage: Eukaryota; Fungi; Ascomycota; Eurotiomycetes; Eurotiales; Aspergillaceae
Product: H(+)-transporting V1 sector ATPase subunit F
Exons: 5
Coding region: 106-477 (123 amino acids)
Biological process (GO): proton transmembrane transport
Cellular component (GO): fungal-type vacuole membrane; proton-transporting V-type ATPase, V1 domain
Molecular function (GO): proton-transporting ATPase activity, rotational mechanism
Source: RefSeq, a predicted model, not a curated record
ACUUGACAGAGAGGCAGUUAGGUGCUCAGUCUUCAGCUGUGUUUGAGAUUACGCAGCGACAUCUAACCUAUACCUUGCUUUUCCUCUUCCCUGCCCUGCCUCACGAUGGCCACCUCCACUGCUUAUAAGGACCGACAGUUUCUCGCCGUGAUUGGUGACGAAGACUCCGUAACGGGUCUCCUCCUCGCCGGAGUCGGGCAUGUUACAGACGGCCCCGACUCCCAACGGAACUUCCUUGUGGUAGACGCGAAGACAGAGACGGCCACAAUCGAGAAAGCAUUCCAGAACUUCACUCAGGAGCGGAACGAUAUCGCCGUGUUACUGAUCAACCAACAUAUCGCAGAGCGCAUCCGACACAGCGUCGACUCCUACGCGGAAGCCUUCCCCGCCGUCUUGGAGAUCCCCAGCAAAGACCACCCAUAUGAUCCGGAGAAAGAUAGUGUAUUGAAACGAGUGCGCCGUUUGUUUGGGGAAUAGGCUUCUUUUUUUUUCCUUUUCUUUUACGUCUUUUUCCUUCUUCCUUUUCUUGUUCUUUUUCGUAUAUAUUAUUUGCCGUCGUCUGCAAGCGCGGUUUCAAGUUACUUGGUUUCUUGAUGCUUGGACGGGAUGCCCUUGGGCCUGUUCAUUUAUUUCUUCAUCUUAUCGUGAUAGUCUAUUACUACGGGACUAUAUCAUAGAGCAACAGAGUACAAUGGGAAAUGCCCAAUCUCAAUAUGCACAAAGGGGUUGGGUUCGUUGAAUUACCGAUUUUGUCAACGGGUUCAAGCGGUACUGUAAUAAAUAUAUGUAUGUACUAUGUAUAUGAAUAUCUAAACAGCUAUACUUCGGCAAUGAGCUACCCUUGAGAAUAAAAUCCGGGGAAAUAUCAUGGUGGAUAAUUUUACUUUAUA